This is a messenger RNA of Theobroma umbraticum, 2442 nucleotides long. The record is from RefSeq and is a predicted model, not a curated record. NCBI's taxonomy places the organism in Eukaryota, Viridiplantae, Streptophyta, Magnoliopsida, Malvales, Malvaceae.
CUUGUUAGCUCUUUAUAUAUUUGUCAUCUGGGUUUCUCUUGCAAUACACAAUGAUCAGUGCCACAGACCUCUACCAUGUCCUUACUGCCGUGGUGCCGCUUUAUGUGGCUAUGAUCUUAGCAUAUGGUUCUGUGAAAUGGUGGAAAAUCUUCAGCCCUGACCAGUGCUCUGGCAUCAAUCGGUUCGUUGCUUUAUUUGCAGUGCCUCUCCUUUCUUUCCAUUUCAUAUCUACCAACAAUCCAUACGCUAUGAACUUGAGGUUCAUUGCAGCGGACACUCUCCAAAAGAUCAUAGUCUUGGUUGUGUUGGCUAUCUGGUCAAGAACUAGCUCAAGAGGUUCCCUGGAAUGGUCCAUCACCUUAUUUUCGCUCUCAACUCUUCCAAACACUCUUGUCAUGGGCAUCCCUUUGUUGAAAGGAAUGUAUGGAGAAUAUUCAGGGAGCUUAAUGGUCCAAAUAGUCGUUCUUCAAUGCAUAAUUUGGUACACGUUGAUGCUCUUUCUCUUUGAAUACAGAGGAGCUAGACUUCUGAUAGCUGAGCAAUUCCCAGAUACUGCUGGCUCUAUCAUUUCCUUCAAAGUUGAUUCUGAUAUCAUUUCCCUGGACGGGAAAGAGCCAUUGCAAACCGAUGCCGAAGUUGGGGAAGACGGGAAACUCCAUGUCACUGUUAGAAAAUCUACUAGUUCUCGCUCGGAAAUUUUUUCUCGCCGAUCACACGGUCCAAACUCAGGCGUCUCUUUAACCCCAAGGCCAUCAAAUUUGACAAAUGCGGAAAUUUACUCCCUCCAAUCAUCAAGAAAUCCUACUCCAAGAGGAUCCAGCUUCAACCACACUGAUUUCUACUCAAUGGUGAAUGGAAAAAACGUAAGCAAUGUGAGUCCAAGACAAUCCAACUUUGGGAACUUGGGUUUCGAUGAAGAGAACGGACUUGGGGUAUUUGGUAAUCCAGGGAGAGCAAAUGGCAAUGCUUAUCCUGCUCCAACUAGUGCUGGAAUCUUCUCUCCAGUGACUGGACCAGGUGCCAAGAAGAAGGCAAAUGGAACUGAUAGUGGCAAGGAUUUGCAUAUGUUUGUUUGGAGUUCAAGCGCUUCUCCUGUAUCAGAAGGUGGGAUUCAUGUUUUCAGGGGAGGAGAGUAUGGGAAUGAUCUUGGUGGGGUAGCUCACCAAAAAGGUAUCAACAUUAACCUUUCAAAGUCGAUUUGGCAAUUUCCAACACUAAACUUUAAGGUUAUUUUCGCAUUUUUGUUUUAUUGGAAUGCUCUGUUUAUUGGGGUAACUGUAUUUGUCUUGUUGAAUGAGAGUUUGGGAUUGGAGAAUGCUUUUUCCCGUUGUGCAUCAAGUGGGGCUGACUAUGAUGAGUAUGGUAGAGAUGAAUUUAGCUUUGGUAAUAAACAACUUACAAGUGGGGUUGACCGUGAAGGACCAGUGCUUUCCAAGCUUGGUUCAAGCUCCACAACUGAACUCCACCCUAAGGGUAGUGCUCACGCCGAAACAAAGCCAACUGCUAUGCCUCCUGCUAGUGUUAUGACUAGACUCAUCCUCAUAAUGGUGUGGCGAAAACUAAUCAGGAAUCCCAAUACUUAUUCGAGUCUGAUUGGCCUCACCUGGUCUCUUGUUUCGUUCAAAUGGGAUAUUGAGAUGCCUGCAAUAAUUGCUCGUUCAAUAUCUAUUCUUUCUGAUGCAGGUCUUGGAAUGGCAAUGUUUAGUCUUGGUUUAUUCAUGGCACUUCAGCCGAGGAUUAUUGCAUGUGGAAACACGAUUGCAGCCUUUGCCAUGGCAGUUCGAUUCCUAACAGGUCCUGCAGUUAUGGCUGCUGCCUCGAUCGCUGUUGGAUUGAGAGGUGUCCUACUACAUAUCGCAAUUGUGCAGGCAGCUCUUCCACAAGGGAUUGUCCCUUUCGUCUUUGCAAAGGAAUACAAUGUUCAUCCUGACAUAUUGAGCACAGGGGUGAUAUUCGGAAUGCUGAUUGCCCUUCCUAUAACACUGGUUUACUACAUCCUGAUGGGACUUUGAAGCAAAAUUACUUUUGGAGUCUUAUAAGGGAAAGAAGACUAGAUACAAUUAGUACACUACCCAUUUGGAAUUUGGGAAGUUUUUGGAUUUCUCUAACAGGGGAAAAUAUGAUUUCAUUUCUGAACUGAUCAUUAGUGAUUAGAGAAAAGAGCACAGAGAUUUCUCUUCACAACCGGUGAUAGCAAAGUGGAAACAUUGACAGCCAUGGGCGCUAGAAAUUUUUUGUUCUCUUUAUGUAUGCUUUUCUCACCCGGAGCCUCGUGCUUUUUGCUUUUGUUAUUUUUGAUGAAAGAAAGUCAGGCAUGUUUGUAGAUCAGCAAAGAUGCCUCUGCGUUUUUCUUUAACCUUUUGUAAGGUCAAAAAGAGAGAUUAAUCCGAUUGGAAUCUCUAUGCAAGAAAAUCCCACGCCCACAGCAAGUAUGUUUGUCUA